CACCACUAUGACUCUCGUCUGCACCCGCAUGGUGGUGCUCCUCGUGUUACUGAUGCCAUGUGCCGCCGCACGGCUGGCACCCACCCGGCAACAGCAAUCCAACACCACAGACCUCGCCGCUCUGCUCGCCUUCAAAGCACAGGUCAAGGACCCUCUCGGCAUCCUCGCCAGCAACUGGACCGCCACCGCAUCCCCUUGCUCGUGGGUUGGGGUUUCAUGCGACCGCCGUGGACAGCGUAUCACCGGCCUAGAGUUCGACAGCGUGCCGCUUCAGGGUAGCAUCGCUCCGCAGCUCGGCAACCUCUCCUUCCUCUCCAGCCUUGUCCUUAGCAACACUAGCCUUGAAGGCCCUGUGCCGAGUGAGCUUGGUGGGCUGCCUUGGCUCCAAAAUCUUGUCCUUUCAUACAACAGUUUGUCAGGUACCAUCCCCUCCACCCUUGGCAACCUCACUAGGCUCGAGGCUCUUUAUCUUGGUAGCAACAACCUCUUCGGAGGGAUCCCACACGAGUUCCAAAAUCUGAACAGCCUUCAAUUGCUAACAUUGUCAAACAAUGACUUGAGUGGGUCAAUACCAUAUGGCCUGUUCAACAACACACCCAAUUUGGGUAUAGUACGUCUUGGGUCGAACCGGCUGACAGGAGCAAUUCCUGCAAGCAUCGGCUCCUUGUUGAAGCUUGAGUCGCUAGUCCUGGAAGUCAAUCUUCUUUCAGGACCCAUUCCUCCAGCUAUCUUCAAUAUGUCCCAGUUGCAAGCCAUAAGUAUGACAAGGAACAACCUCUCAGGUCAGAUUCCUGGAAAUGAGAGCUUCAAUCUCCCUAUGCUGGAAUUUUUCUUUCUCGGUCAAAAUCAUUUUGAUGGACCUAUCCCGCCUGGUCUUUCGGCAUGUCAGAACCUUGCUCAGCUCUCCCUUGAAGUGAAUAAUUUCACUGGUCCUGUGCCAUCAUGGUUAGCAACAAUGCCCAACCUCACCAUAAUUUACUUGUCAACCAAUGGCCUUACUGGAGAGAUCCCUGUGGAACUGAGCAACUGUACUAGGCUUCUUGGUUUAGACCUCAGCGAGAAUGAGCUUGAGGGAGGGAUCCCACCAGAGUAUGGACAGUUGAGAAACCUGAGGUUUAUAAGCUUUGCAAACAACCAAAUAACAGGUUCCAUUCCUAAGUCCAUAGGUUAUCUUUCUAACCUCACUAAAAUAGAUUUUUUUGGGAACAGUUUGACUGGAUCAGUGCCACCUUCAUUUGGGAGUUUGCUCAAUCUUCGUGCCAUCUGGCUCGAUGGGAACAACCUCAGUGGGAACCUCGACUUCUUGUACAUGUUCUUAAAAUGCAGGAGCCUGAAAAUAAUUGGUAUUGCAGACAACAGAUUCACCGGGAGGCUACCAUCCUACAUUGGAAACCUUAGCACAGUCCUCGAAACUUUUAGAGUAGAUAACAACAGGAUCACCGGCACCAUCCCCAGCACAUUGGCCAACCUUACCAACUUAUUGAUUCUGUCUCUCAGUGGAAACCAGUUGAAUGGGACUAUCCCCACAUCAAUUGCUACAAUGAGUAAUCUCCAAGGACUCGACCUUUCCAACAAUAGCUUGUCUGGCACCAUCCCAACAGAAAUCAAUGGAUUAACAAGCCUAACAGAGUUGCAUCUUGAUAUCAAUAGACUCAGUGGCUCCAUUCCAAGCAGUGUCAGUAGCCUAAGCCAGAUACAGAUCAUGACACUGUCCCACAACUUAUUGUCUUCAGCCAUACCAACCAGUUUAUGGCAGAAUCAGAAACUAACUAAGCUUGAUUUGUCACAGAACUCUUUCAGUGGUUCCCUCCCUGCUGAUGUAGGCAAACUAACUGCAAUUAUCAUGAUGGAUAUAUCAAGCAACCAGCUGUCAGGUGGCAUCCCAGCUUCCUUCGGCGACUUACAGAUGAUAACCUAUUUGAAUCUGUGUGGCAAUUUGUUUGAAGGAUCAAUACCAGAUUCACUUGGAAAGUUACUUAGCAUCGAGGAGUUGGACUUAUCCUCCAAUGCACUUUCGGGUGUCAUUCCGAAGUCCCUGGCCAAUCUCACUUACCUUGCCAACUUGAAUCUCUCUUUCAACAAGCUAGAUGGGCAGAUACCAGAAGGAGGUGUGUUCUCCAACAUCACCCUCCAAUCAUUGAGGGGAAACAGUGCACUCUGUGGCCUUCCGAGAGAUGGAAUAGCGCCAUGCCUUAACAGAAAACACUCCAGGUCAAAACAACGGCUGCUGCAAGUCAUAUUACCUGCAGUAGUGACACUUCUUAUUUUAGCUGCUUGCGUGUACAUGAUGGUCAGAAGAAAGACGAAUAAGCAAGGAAAGAUGUCAGCAUCUUCAGACACAGACUUGCUGAACUACCAGUUGAUCUCAUACCAUGAACUCGUCCGUGCAACAAGCAACUUCAGUGAUGAUAACCUGCUAGGGGCUGGAGGCUUUGGUAAAGUGUUCAAAGGCCAGCUAGAUGAUGAGUCUAUCGUUGCAAUAAAGGUUCUCAACAUGCAAGACGAAACAGCUUCAAACAGCUUUGACACAGAGUGCCGCGCACUGCGAAUGGCCCGUCACCGGAACUUGGUGAGGAUAGUUACCACUUGCUCUAACCUUGACUUCAAAGCACUUGUUCUCGAGUACAUGCCCAAUGGCAGUUUAGGUGAUUGGUUGCAUUCAAGUGAAGGCCGGCACAUCAGUUUUCUAGAGAGGCUUGGAAUCAUGCUGGAUGUUGCAAUGGCAAUGGAGUAUCUACAUCACAGGCAUUUCGAAGUUGUCCUUCAUUUUGAUUUGAAGCCGAGCAAUAUUUUGCUUGACAUGGAGAUGACUGCACAUGUUGCUGAUUUUGGAGUUUCCAAGCUGCUGUUUGGAGAUGACAACUCUAUCGUGCUAACAAGCAUGCCCGGCACUGUAGGAUACAUGGCUCCAGAGUUCGGAUCAACAGGGAAAGCAUCACGGAUGAGUGACGUUUAUAGCUUUGGGAUUGUUCUCCUUGAGGUCUUCACAAGAAAAAGUCCGACAAAUCCAAUGUUUGUUGGUGAGUUGAGCUUAAGGCAGUGGGUUAGUCGAGCUGUCCCUCACAAACUCUCAAGUGUCACUGACUGUAGCCUACUGCGAGAUGAAUUAAGGCAUGGCAUAAACCCGACAAGUAAUCCAUCAGAAGAGAGGUCCACCAUCUUGAAUACUUGCCUAAUGUCCAUUGUUAAGUUGGCCUUAGUUUGCUCAAGAACUGCACCUGAUGAGAGAAUGCCAAUGGAUGAUGUGGUUGACAGAUUAAACAAGAUCAAGUCAAAUUACUGUUCUAAGCUAGCAAAUUAAGGGAGUGAAACUUGUAACUUUUUUGUUGUUUUUACAUUC
Lolium perenne is the source of this 3340-nucleotide messenger RNA. RefSeq lists its product as uncharacterized. Gene Ontology annotation, biological process: protein phosphorylation. Lineage: Eukaryota; Viridiplantae; Streptophyta; Magnoliopsida; Poales; Poaceae. Gene Ontology annotation, molecular function: protein kinase activity; receptor serine/threonine kinase binding; ATP binding. The record is from RefSeq and is a predicted model, not a curated record.